UAAUAGUUGGGAUUUCACUAGGAUAUCCCAAGUUCUCUUUAUAUUACUUUCCAGUUCAUUUAUUUGAAAAAAUCAGGCUUCAAUUUUCACCGAACGCCGAACUCAAUAAUCAUUCGAAGGCAGAUAUAAAUACACAAUCCUCAAUCCAGUAGAUUCAUUCAGAGUCAUACCAAGAUGACGACUGGGCACCAAUCCUAUGAUGGUCAGCAAGACGAUGGUCAUCUUAGUCUCAUUGGAAGUGAUGUCAAAAACUCCAACGACAAGAAUAAAAAAUGUCCCAUGAUAUCAUUUUUCAUGAGAGGAUAUAUCCCUAUCGCUAUCAUGGCAGUCAGCAUCAUACAAAUUUGUUUCCACAUACUUUUGACACAGCUUCCGACCCUAAGCUUAGAAAAUUACUUGAAAUUCCAACCGGGAGAGUUGAUAGAAUUAUGGAGAUUAGUUACCUACAUGCUGCUUCAUGACGGCUGGACCAACCUGAUCCUAAACGUCGUGUUCCAGUGUAGAUUCGCAAUACUGCUCGAAAAAAGACAGGGUUGUUUGAAAGUGCUUGGCCUCUAUUUGAUUGGAGGUGUAGCUGGAGCCAUGGGGUCCUUCUGUUUCUACGAUGAGGAUGUCGUCGGAGCAUCAGCAGGGGUGAUGGCUCUUGUGUUUUCGACUAUUCCAGAUAUUGUUAAGAGUUCUGAGAAGAUAUUCGAUAGCUGCAGGGGAUGGUCCAUAGGUGUUCUGGUGCUUUCCGAUGUUGUUCGCAACAUUCUCGAAAUUUACACAAAUGAAGUUGUCACAUCUUGGCCAACUCAUAUUUUCGGCGGAUUCUCAGGUCUUCUCUUUGGUUUCAAAUAUUUCAAGAGCACCUGUAAAAUUGCAAAGUCCUCAGACUCCUCAGAUCAGAACGGAAUGGAAAUGAACGAAAGAAGUUAGGAAGAUGAUGUUUUUUCAGACAAUCAGAAAAACUUCUAGGCCGAGUUGAAUAACAAAUCAAUGAGACAAAUUUCUAUAUCAUAUAGGGUGUCCGCUAAAAGGAGGUCAAUUCAUUAACCAUAUAUAUAUUAACAACUGUACUAUGCUGUUCGGUUUGAGGAUAGUCAUGUUUCAGGUAAUAAAAUGUAAUACUGAUGACAAUGCUGUUGAGAGAAGUAUUCUCGUUGAAGCUUUUUCACGUUGUGUACGAAAUACUCAAUUUAAUUGCUCAUAGUUCCAGAAUGAACCCAUUUUAAUGUUUUUGAACUCAAUGUGACAAAUCAAUAUGAUAUCAUUUAUUAGCUAUUUUAUAAAUUACAUACAUAAAUAUAAAAAAUAUAUGAAAACUAGCCUCUAUUGGCAAAACAGCACAUUUAUUUUCAUCAUAUUAAAUUAGCUUAGGACGAAUCCUACUUGGCAAUUUCAAUUCGUUCAUUCAAAAUUUCAUUCUACGAUUAAUACUCUUCUCUACUGAUAUUCUUUCAUCUUCAUUUCAGAAAUAUGUCGAUCAUUUUUUUCUAACAAUACUAACUUCAUGCGGUAUGAAUUGAUGAAUAGUUUACUGAUAAAAUUGAUGAUAUUAACUAAAUAUUUGGGUGUGUGAGUGAAUAAUUCAUAUGGAAAUAAAUUAUGUUGAGUUCUUUGGGAAUCAUUUUUUUCAUGCAUGGCACUGUGUAUUGAAAUCGUUGAGAAUGUUCCAUAUCAAGAAAUCUUACAUUCAUAUAGUGACUACAAGAGUCUCUCAAUUGGGCUACACAUUGUCAAUCCAACUGUUCACUCCGAUAUCAACAAAAUCAACUAAAAGUGGCAUAUCUUGAGAGAAAAUAUACUAUUUAUCUAUUCUGGAUAGUUUUGACUCAAAUUGCUGCGAAAAUGAAUGCAUGAUCAUGAAAAUAUCCUGUGAAGUCACACAUUCUUCGAAUCUUAUGAACAUUACAUACAUUAUUCCAGAUUUUUUUGGAUUUUCUCUCCUCGUUUCUAUAGAAUAUAAAUAUGUUUCUCUACGACUAUCGUAUUCUACAUUGAUUACAUAUAGGUUAGUAAUUGAUGAAUGAAGAUGAUUCCAAGACACCGUGGAUCCCAACUCAUUAUUCAACGGCACUCGACCAAUCACAGAUUCAGAAUUUUCAGGAUCCACAGCAACUGAAAAGGUUAGACUAAUGAAAAACCAGCAAAUCUACAAAACAAAUUUCUCAAGAAG
Molecule: messenger RNA, 2158 nt
Organism: Phaedon cochleariae (mustard beetle)
Lineage: Eukaryota; Metazoa; Arthropoda; Insecta; Coleoptera; Chrysomelidae
Source: the annotation of a GenBank genome assembly